AUGCCUUAUUUUUUCGUCCUUGAAGACUAAUAGAAUGAGAUUAUUGUCGGAACCUUCGUUUUUAUAUCAAUUUGUUUGCUUAUAAUGCUCUGGUUUUAAAAGUAAAGUAUAUAGUCAUAAAUAAAGAUAAAGUGCUAAACAGAAAUUGAUAUAUGAAUAAAGCUAUAUAAAAUAGUCUUUACUUGAAUUCGAAUAAAAUAAAUAAGAGCUAACUAAAUACCAUAUUGAAAAAUUAUGUGAGAAUCCUAAGUUUAAAGAAUGGUAAUCAUAAAAUAUUUGA
Messenger RNA from Paramecium octaurelia, 280 nucleotides. The record is from the annotation of a GenBank genome assembly. Lineage: Eukaryota; Ciliophora; Oligohymenophorea; Peniculida; Parameciidae.